GGGCGGGGCAGUCGUUGCCACAGAAGCCGCUUGCCGGUUACUAGCUGAGCUUUCUUUUGUGUCGCUGUUCUUUGGCGGGCACACUUGCACCGUAAGCAGUUCUAGGAAUUCGCCGGCUUCUGUCUCACGUCUCUUGCCUUCCUUCUUAGUCUUUCACCCGCUGCCCACUGGUCCCGCUCCCACCUAGCUGAUCCAGGGCAGGAUAGCACAGCUUUCAGCUUAUGUGGAAAAGUUGUGGAAGCCACCUAUAAAUCCAUUUGCUGAAUUUAUGGAGAAGCCUACAAAUGAUGGAAGUCAUUCAGAAGAAUUAUUUUUCCAUCUUAAAAGUAGAUCAGAGAAAGAACACCUACCACGGCGUGCCAGUGAAAGUCAUCUCAGCUGCCUGAAGCAAGACAUCCUAAGUGAAAAGACUGCAUUGGAAGCAACGCUUGAGGAAGCUGAGAUAGCAACCUGUUCUGUGGAAUUACUUUUGCCAUUAUUUAAGGAAACUGUUGAAAAGAUUAGUUUUGAAAAUGCUAAUCUUUUUGCAUCCGAUUUGAAGGAGAUUUCUAAACAGAAGGCAAUAUUAACAAAGGAAUUAGAUGCUUUUAAACGUGUAAAGCAAACAUUAGAACAUCUACUUGGACAGACAGAAUACAAACAAGUAGGGGACAGGUUAUCCAGCAUGUUAUUAGAGAAGCUAACUGAUAAUGAAGGUGAAAAUACUAAUCUUAAGAAGAAGUUACUUGAAAAGGAGACAUGUAUCCAAGAACUUUCUAGUUUGUUUCAGAAUGAAAAGGCAAAUGCUUUGAAAGCAGACCGUUUUUCACAGUCAGUAAAAGUAGUACAUGAAAGACUGCAACUCCAAAUUAAUAAGAAGGAAGCAGAGAAUGAUAAGUUAAAAGAAUAUAUAAAGAGCUUAGAAACAAAGAUAGCUAAAUGGAAUUUACAAUUGAGAAAGAAUAAGCAUGAGGCCGUAGUGAUCAAAGAAUCAAGUAAGCAAAAAGCCAUAGCUCUGAAGAAGGCAUCUAAAGCUUACAAAAAAAGGCUUGAACAUUUUAUGGAAAACAUUGAAAACCUUACUUCCCAAAUUAGAGACCAGGAAGCCAAGUUGUCUGAAACAAUUUCAGCUUCCACUGCUUGGAAAAAUCAUUACGAGAAAGUUAUAAUAGAAAAAACCGAGUUGGAGGUUCAGAUCGAAACACUGAAAAAGCAAAUCACUAAUCUUUUGGAAGACCUGAAGAAAAUGGAAGACCAUGGAAAAAAUUCAUGUGAAGAAAUUCUUAGACAACUUCAGUCCAUUGAACAUGAAAAUGAAACUGUCAAUCUUGAGAAUACAAAAUUAAAGACUACACUUGCUGCUUUAAAGGAAAAGGCUGCUUCCAUCGAAAAUGAACUUUUAGAAUUGCAAGAAGUAGAAAAUCAACAGAAAACCCUUAUUGAAGUAUAUAAAACUCAGGUACAGAAGUUGCAAGAAGAAGCUGAAAUAGUGAAAAGCAGAUGUGAAAAUUUACUGCAUGAAAAUAACCAAAUAACAAAAAACAAAAAUAAAAAAUUAGAGAAAAUGAGAGGCCAGAUGGAGUCUCAUCUGAAGGAGCUAGAGCGCAUCCGUGAUUCCUUGACGGCGGCCGAGCGGAGGCUUCACGAGAGUCAGGAGAGUCUGCAGUGCUACAAGGGGAAAUGUGCAGACCAGGCACAGACCAUUAGGGAGCUGCAGGGUCAGGUUGAUGGAAAUCACAGUCUUCUGACAAAGCUUUCUCUAGAAGAGGAAAAUUAUCUUAUUCAGUUGAAGUGUGAAAACCUUAAACGAAAAUUAGAACAGAUGGAUGCAGAAAAUAAAGAACUUGAAAAGAAGCUGGCAAGCCAAGAAGAAUGUCUUAAGUACAGCAAUCUUAAGUUUAAAGAGAAAUCUGCAGAAUAUACAGCAUUGGCCAGGCAGCUGGAAGCUGCUUUAGAAGAAGGAAGACAAAAGGUUUCUGAAGAAAUAGAGAAAAUGUCAUCUAGAGAGAGGGCUUUACAAAUUAAAAUAUUAGAUCUGGAAACUGAGCUUAGAAAGAAAAAUGAAGAACAAAAUCAACUUGCUUGCAAAUUUAGCAGCAAAGCACAACACCAGGAAGUAUGUUUAAAAGAAAUACAACAUAGUCUUGAGAAGUCGGAGAAUGAAAAUGAGAGUAUGAAGAAUUACUUGCAGUUUCUUAAAACGUCGUAUGUAACUAUGUUUGGGUAAAUUGUUAUCGUCUAGAAGCAAUAGGUUUUUUACUAUGAGUUAAAACGUGAUUAGGUAAAAAAAUAAACUACCUGCUGUUACACUUGGUGAUUUGUAGGUGAUAAUAUUAGAGUUUUUAUGUAAAGAUUUUUGAAACAUAAUUUAUUAUUCAAUUAAAACUUUAAAACAAGAUAGAGAUGUUAGAACUCCUUUCUGAAAUAAAGAACGCCUAUGACUUUUUUUUUAUUUGUUAAAUGAUUCUAAAAAAAGUUUUACUCUUGUUUAAUUUCUAUUUAAAUCAUAUCGAAUUUUCAGAAUGUAUUUCACACAUGUAUGCCAAAGAAGCCAAAGUAUUCUUUAUGACAAUCUGUGGCCACCAUUCAAGUGAAUUUGUAAUUAGUCCGGGCCAAUUAUGGACCAAAUUAAAAAAAAAAAAGAAAUUGCCAUCAAGUUGAUUCUGACUCAUAGUGGCCCUGUAAGACAGAGUAGAACUGCCCUAUAGGGCUUUCUAGGCUGUAAUCUUUACUGGAGCAGAUCACUAGGUCUUUCUUCUGCAGAGCUGCUGGUGGGUUUGAGCUGCCGACCUUUGGAUUAGCCGCUGAGCACUUAAGCAUUGUGCUACCAGGUUUCCUUAUGAGCCAAAUACAGGAUUUUAAAUAAUGUACAUAAUUGUUUUAUACUGUGGUGCUAUACAUGUUAAUACAAUAAAGGGAAACAUUUUGGAUUUUAGUUUUUGGUAAUGGUAAAAUUACAUACUUUCUAAAGAUACCAAGUAUCUCAGUAUACUUAUUAUUUCACGUAUAUGCUAAGAUGCCAUUAUGAUUUCUCUUUAUGUUUUAAAUACAGGAUUUUAAGUCAUAGCUACUAAAUACCAAGUGACAGUGGCAGAUGAAGAACGUGUUGGCAUAUGUCGUUUCUUUAUAAAGAAUAGGCGUUCAGGCUCUCCAAACUCACAGUCUCUUUUGUUUUUUCUUUAUUUUAUGUUAGUGAUUAUCUGAUAUUAUUAGUGUAGACAAUCUAAAGCCUCUAAAUUAACUAAAAUAUUAAAGGGAAACAAUUUGCUCCGCGCUUUCCACAGCCAUCUCACAUAGCAUGAUCAGAAUAAACACUCUUAAUACCAAGAAGUUUCAGGAUAAGUUAAUAUUAAGAUGAAGUAAGAGAGAUACUAAGAACUUGUUCUCUGUAACUCCCAUCCUAGGUGCUAAGACAGAAUACUCUAAAAAGUGGUCAAGUAAUAGUGACUCCUCUUAGACCAUGGCUUGAGAGCUGUUUGUUGGAAGGAAUACUCAGGUCUCAAAAGAUCAUUCAAAGAGGCAGGCUGUGCACUACGCAGUCUCAGCCUAUGAACAGAAUUCAGUCUCCCCAGGAUGUCCUCUUCCAUAGGAAAUGGGGGCCUGCUCCUCACUGGUCCACUUACUCCUAAGUCUGCCUUAUCAUCCUUCAGGGACUUACUUUCCCAGUCGCCCAACUGCUCGUAGUAUUUUUCUUAAAAUAGCAAAAUACAGUAAUGUCAGAAACUGGUCACAUUUUUUGCCUAAAAAUCACUACCAACAUUAGUUUGCCUCCCCUCUUCCCCCUUAUCCCUUUAAUCAUAGUGCCCACAGUACUAAUAAAUAUGCUUGACCCUUGUGGUCCUUUCUUCAUCUUCAAAAGCCAAGGCUGCCUUGAGAAAUGCCCACACAAAAGGAAACUAAGGUUCUUGAGUGCUGCUCAGUGACUGUGAGCUCCUUAGACCAGGAUUGUAUCUUCUUCAUGUUUGUAUCUCAGCCCCUACACAGUACCUGAUAUCUAUCUAGUAGGUACUCAGUUGACGUUGGUGGCUAGAAAUAGGGAUGGAUAUUGAAGUGUAUUCAGAGAGGGAGGCGGAGCCAAGAUGGCAGAAUAGACAGACGCUUCCAGCGAGCCUUCUCUACAACAAAGACCUGAAAAAAACAAGUGAAACGAGUAUAUUUAUGACAAGCUAGGAGCACUGAGCAUCAAAGGCAAGCUUAGAAAAUGAACAGAGUGGCAGGGGGAGGAAGAGACGUUUCAGAAGCAGAGAGGAGUUACUGGACCUGAAUCGCGGGGAACCCUCAGGGACCAUUCCCGGAGCGGCAGUAGGGGGCUGGUACUAGCAUCUGGCCACAGGUUCUUCAGGAAGAAGCAGCAACCACACAGCCUACUCACACCUCCAGACCCAGAGAAUGGCGCUCUCGGCAAAAGCUAAGUACUUGCAUAUAUUUUACCGUGCCUCCCCCACCCCAGGCCGGCUGUGGCGGGUGAAUUCCCUGCGCCUGAGACAGGCACUGUUGAGUGCCUAGAGCCAUUCUCCUGGCCUUGGAGAUGGAAAAAAAUUGCAACUGUGGGAAAAGAUAAUUUGCCAGCUCCACUAACCAGGGGAGCUCAGGACAGAAGCGGCUCCUGUCCAGGCAUAAACGGUCCAUGGACUUUGAGCACCUUUCCCCUCUGCAUUGACCUGUGUGGGCCUAUUUCAGGAGAAUAGGCCCUUGUUGUCAGACUCUAACAGUUUCAGCUGUGCAGUGGAGAGGUGGGUGUUUGAUGUUUGACAUUGCUUUGCCUAUUAAAUAGGGUCCUCACCUACCCACAUCAGGGGCCUAAGGACUGGUAGCUCCACUCAGGUCACCCAGCCACCCAUGACAGGGGUCCAAGGAUAACUUGUACCUCCCAGUCCUUACAACCAAAAACCUUGGGUGCCCAUGAUCUGUCUGCAGAACCCACCCACCUGCAUGCACUAGGGAACAGGGACGCGCUUUCCUCAGAGACACUUGGGGGUCGGUUUUCAACCUCCUGCCUUGUUCAGAGCGUGACCCCCUGCUUCAAUCAGAUACCGGUAUAUACACCAAUCACCCCUGCCCCUCUAAGAAUGUAGGACAGAGUCUCUACCACACACUUGAUGAUCACCUACCUGGACACCUGAGCUGAAUUCAUACAAGAAAAGUGAAUGGACUCCUAGACUGAUAUAUCUGAUGACAGCUCUAGCCAUCUGGGGACAGGACAUAAGAGCUCCAAAGGUGAAAAUAAUCAAGCUAGCUCACUCUAGCAAACCAUUUGGGCAUAUCAAAAUAAAACAAAGCAAGAAGCGGCAACACAGUAAGCAAGCAUAAACUAAUACAAUAACUUAUAGAUGGCUUGGAGACAACAGUCAAUAUCAAGUCACAGAAAGAACCAGACCAUAAUCACCUCAACAAGCUCUCAAAACAAAGAAUUCAGGGAUCUUCUAGAUGAAAGUGCAUUCCUGGGAUUACCAGAGGCAGAAUACAAAAGAUUAAUAUACAGAACCCUUUAAGAAAUCAGGAAGGAAGUGAGGCAAUCCUGAACAAGCCAAGGAGCACACAGAUAAAGCAAUUGAAGAAAUUAGAAAGAUUAUUCAAGAAUGUAAUGAAAAAUUUAAUAAGCUGGAAAAAUACAUAGACAAAAAUCAGAAAUUCAGAAGAUUAACAAUAAAAUUAUGGAAGUAGACAACUCAACAGAAAGAGGAGCAGAAGUGAGCAACUAGAAGCCAGAAUUUCUGAACUUGAAAUCAGUUGGCGCUAAUAUAUUUGAAGAAAAAUCAGAUAAAAGAAUUUAAAAAACAUGAAGAAACUUAAGAAUCAUGUAGGACUCUAUCAAGAGAAAUAACCUACGAGUGAUUGGAAUACAAGAACAGGGAGGGAUAACAGAAAAUACAGACAGAAUUGUUGAAGAUUUGUUGGCAGAAAACUUCCCUGACAUCAUGAAAGAUGAGAAGAUACCUAUCCAAGAUGCUCAUCGAAUGCCACAUAAGGUAGAUCUUAAAAGAAAGUCACCAAGACGUAUUGUAAUCAAACUUGCCAAAACCAAAGAUAAAGAGAGAAUUUUAAGAGCAGCUAGGGAUAAACGAAAAGUCACCUACAAAGGAGAGCCCAUAAAAAUAAGCUCGGACUACUCAGCAGAAACCAUGCAGGUAAAAAGGCAAUGGGAUGACAUAUUUAAGAAAUUGAAGGAAAAAAAGAGCCAGCAAGAAUCAUAUAUCCAGCAAAACUGUCUCUUGAAUAUGAAGGUGAAAUUAGGACAUUUCCAGAUAAACAGAAGUUUAGGGAAUUUGUAAAUACCAAACCAAAACUACAAAAAAUACUGAAGGGAGUUCUUUCGUUAGAAAAUCAAUAAUAUCAGGCAUCAACUCAAGACUAGAACACUGGACAGAGCAAUCAGAAUUCAACCCAGACAAGGAAAUCAAAAAAAAAAAAAAAACAAAGCAAGAUUAAAGAAAAAAAAGGAAAAGCUCAAAACAGGGUAGCAGCAAUGUUAUAUAAAAGAAGACAACAUUAAAACAAUAAAGAGGGACUAAGUUUUUUUUUAAGAAAUGUAAUCAUAGAUUGUGCAUAUGGAGAGGGAGAUACGGCAAUACAAGGAAAUAAAAGUUAGGUUUAAUUUAGAAAAAUAGGGGUAAAUAAUAAGGUAACCACAAAGGAGACAAACUAUCCUACUCAUCAAAAUAAAAGAAAAAAAAAUAGAGACUGAGCAGAAACAAAAUCAACGACAACGAAUAUGAGGAAAGGACAAUAUAUAAAGAUACUCAGCACAUAAAAUUAAGUGGGAGAAAGAAACUGUCAACAACACACAAAAAAAGACAUCAAAAUGACAGCACUAAAUUCAUAACUAUCCAUAAUUACACCGAAAGUAAAUGGACUAAAUGCAGCAAUAAAGAGACAGAGAGUGGCAGAAUGGAUUAAAAAACACGAUCCGCCUAUAUGCUGCCUACAAGAGACACACCUUAGACUUAGAAGCACAAAGAAACUAAAAAAAGGAUGGAAAAAAAUAUAUCAAGCAAACAACAAAAAAGAGCAGGAGUGGCAAUAUUAAUUUCUGACAAAAUAGACUUUAAAGUUAAAUCCAUCAGAAAGGAUAAGGAAGGAUACUAUAUAAUGAUUAAAGGGACAAUACACCAAGAUGAUAUAGCCAUAUUAAAUAUUUAUGCACCCAAAGACAGGGCUGCAAGAUACAUAAAACAAACUCUAUCAGCAUUGAAAAGUGAGAUAGACAGCUCCACAAUAAUAGUAGGAGACUUCAACACACCACUUUCGGUGAAAGACAGGACAUCCAGAAAGAAGCUCAAUAAAGACACAGAAGAUCUAAAUGCCACAAUCAACCAACUUGACCUCGUAGACAUCUACAGAACACUCCACCCAACAGUAACCAAGUAUACUUUCUUUUCUAGAGCACAUGGAACAUUCUCUAGAAUAGACCACAUAUUAGGUCAUAAAGCAAGCCUUAGCAGAAUCCAAAACAUUGAAAUAUUACAAAGCAUAUUCUCUGACCAUAAUACCAUAAAAGUGGAAAUCAAUACCAGAAAAGGCAGGGAAAAGAAAUCAAGCACUUGGAAACUGAACAAUACCCCGCUCAAAAAUGAUGGAAUUAUACAAGACGUUAAGGCUGGAAUAAAAAAAUUCAUAGAUUCCAGUGAGAAUGAAAACACUUCCUAUCAGAAUUUUUGGAACACAGCAAAAGCGGUGCUCAGAGGUCAAUUUAUAUCAAUAAAUGCACACAUCCAAAAAGAAGAAAGGGCCCAAAUCAAACAAUUAUCCCUACAACUUGAACAAAUAGAAAGAGAGCAACAAAAGAAACCUUCAGGCACCAGAAGAAAACAAAUAAUAAAAAUUAGAGCAGAACUAAAUGAAAUAGAAAACAGAAAAACAGGAAGACCCAACUGAAAUUAAAAGAAUCAUAUCAGAUUACUAUGAAAAACUAUACUCAGACAAAUCUGAAAACCUAGAAGAAAUGGAUGAAUUCCUAGAAACACACUACCUACCUAAACUAACAAACAGAGGUAGAACAACUAAAUAGACCCAUAACAAAAGAAGAGAUUGAAAAGGUAAUCAAGGAACUCCCAAAGGAAAAAAGGCCUGGCCCGGACAGCUUCACUGCAGAUUUCUACCAAACUUUCAGAGAAGAGUUAACACCACUACUACUAAAGGUGUUUCAGAGCAUAGAAAAGGACAGAAUACUCCCAAACUCAUUCUAUGAAGCCAGCAUAUCCCUGAUACCAAAACCAGGUAAAGACACCACAAAAAAAAAAGAAAAUUACAGACCUUUAUCCCUCAUGAAUGUAGCUGCAAAAAUCCUCAACAAAAUUCUAGCCAAUAGAAUUCAACAACAUAUCAAAAAAAUAAUUCACCAUGACCACAUGGGAUUCAUACCAGGUAUGCAGGAAUGGUUCAACAUUAGAAAAACAAUUAAUAUAAUCCACCACAUAAAUAAAACAAAAGACAAGAAUCACAUGAUUUUUAUCAAUUGAUGCAGAAAAGGCAUUUGAAAAAGUUCAACAGCCAUUCAUGAUAAAAACUCUCAGCAAAAUAGGAAUAGAAGGAAAAUUUGUCAACAUAAUAAAGGUCAUUUAUACAUAGCCAACGGCCAACAUCAUCAUAAAUGGAGAUAGCCUGAAAGCAUUCCCCUUGAGAUCGAGAACCAGACAAGGAUGCCCUUUAUCACUGCUCUUAUUCAACAUUUUGCUGGAGGUACUAGCCCGAACAGUUAGGCUAGAUAAAUAAAGGGCAUCCAGAUUGGCAAGAAAGAAGUAAAAGUAUCUCUAUUUGCAGAUGACAUGAUCUUAUACACAGAAAACCCUAAGGAAUCCUCCAGAAAACUACUGAAACUAAUAGCAGAGUUCGGCAGAGUAUCAGUAUACAAGGUAAACAUACAAAAAUCAGUUGCAGUCCUCUAUAGCAACAAAAAGAGCAAUGAAGAGGAAAUUACCAAAUCAAUACCAUUUACCGUAGCCCCCAAGAAGAUAAGAUACUUAGAAAUAAAUCUUACCAGAGAUGUAAAAGACUUAUACAAAGAAAACUACAAUACACUACUGCAAGAAACCAAAAGAGACCUAUGUAAGUGGAAAAACAUACCUUGCUCAUGUAUAGGAAGACUUAACAUUAUAAAAAUGUAUUCUACCAAAGCGAUUUGUACAUUUAAUGCAAUUCUGAUCCAAAUUACAACAACAUUUUUCAGUGAGAUGGAGAAAUAAAUCACCAACUUCAAUUGGAAGGGAAAGAGGCCCCGGAUAAGUAAAGCAUUACUGAAAAAGAAGAACAAAGUGGGAGGCCUUACUCUACAUGAUUUUAGAACCUAUUAUACCACCACAGUAGUCAUAACAGCCUGGUACUGGUACAACAACAGAUACAUAGACCAAUGGAACAGAAUUGAGAAUCCAGACAUAAAUCCAUCCACAUAUGAGAAGUUGAUAUUUGACAAAGGCCCCAAAAACAGUUAAAUGGGGAAAAGACAGUCUUUUUAACAAAUGGUGCUGGAUAUCCAUCUGCAAAAAAAUGAAACAAGACCUGUACCUCACUCCAUGCACAAAAACGAGCUCAAAAUGGAUCAAAGACCUGAAUAUAAAAUCUAAAACGAUAAAGAUCAUGGAAGAAAAAAUAGGGACAACGUUAGGAGCCCUAAUACAUGGCAUAAACAGUAUACAAAACAUUAUAAAUAAUGUAGAAGAAAAACUAGAUAACUGGGAGCUCCUAAAAGUCAAACACCUAUGCCCAUCCAAAGACUUCACUAAAAGAGUAAAAAAGAUUACCUACAGACUGGGAAAAAGCUUUUAGCUAUAGCAUGUCCAAUCAGUACCUAAUCUCUCAAAUCUACAUGAUACUGCAAAAACUCAACUGCAAAACGACAAAUAACCCAAUUAAAAAAUGGACAAAAGAUAUGAAUAGACACUUCACUAAAGAAGACAUUCAGGUAGCUAACAGAUACAUGAGGAAAUGCUCAUGAUCAUUAGCCAUUAGAGAAGUGCAAAUCAAAACUACAAUGAGAUUCCAUCUCCAACAAAACCAAAAAAACCAAACCCACUGCCGUCGAGUCGAUUCCGACUCAUAGCGACCCUGUAGGACAGAGUAGAACUGCCCCAUAGAGUUUCCAAGGAGCGCCUAGCCGAUUUGAACUGCCGACCUCUUGGUUAGCAGCCAUAGCACUUAACCGCUACGCCACACUCCACAAGGCUGGCAUUAAUCCAAAAAACAUAAAACAAUAAAUGCUGGAGAGGUUGUGGAGAGAUUGGAACACUUACACACCGCUGGUGAGAACGUAAAAUGGUACAACCACUUUGGAAAUUGAUUUGGCGCUUCCUUAAAAAGCUAGAAAUAGAACUACCAUAUGAUCCAACGAUCCCACUCCUUGGAAUAUAUCCUACAGAAAUAAGAGCCUUUACGUGAACGGAUAUAUGCACAUCCAUGUUCAUUGCAGCACUGUUUACAAUAGCAAAAAGAUGGAAGCAACCAAGGUGCCCAUCAACGGAUGAAUGAAUAAAUAAAUUAUGGUAUAUUCACACAAUGGAAUACUACCCAUUGAUAAAAAACAGUGAUGAAUCUGUGAAACAUUUCAUAACAUGGAGGAAUCUGGAAGGCAUUAUGCUGAGUGAAAUUAGUUGCAAAAGGACAAAUAUUGUAUAAGACCACUAUUAUAAGAGCUUUGGAAAUAGUUUAA
Loxodonta africana (African savanna elephant) is the source of this 10621-nucleotide messenger RNA. It is a transcript of the gene ODF2L, whose product is annotated as outer dense fiber of sperm tails 2 like. Gene Ontology annotation, biological process: negative regulation of cilium assembly. Gene Ontology annotation, cellular component: ciliary basal body; centrosome. The transcript has 17 exons. Bases 269 to 2206 code for a protein of 645 amino acids. NCBI's taxonomy places the organism in Eukaryota, Metazoa, Chordata, Mammalia, Proboscidea, Elephantidae. The record is from RefSeq and is a predicted model, not a curated record.